Messenger RNA from Microstroma glucosiphilum, 1024 nucleotides. RefSeq lists its product as hypothetical. The transcript is spliced from 3 exons. The record is from RefSeq and is a predicted model, not a curated record. The coding region runs from base 237 to 950 and encodes 237 amino acids. Lineage: Eukaryota; Fungi; Basidiomycota; Exobasidiomycetes; Microstromatales; Microstromataceae. Gene Ontology annotation, cellular component: cytosol.
CAAUCAAUCACUCAUUCCUACCUUUACUAGAACUGAUUCCUCCAUUGUUCUUGACCAUUGCAAGCGGUAUAGCAAGGAGACUUGACAGCUUAUCCAGCCACUCGCCGAGAGACAAAGUGGAUCUACUUGCACUAGCCACCCACCCAUCAAGACACUCUUGCGCUCCACAUUCAAGGCCACUCACCACCACCACUACUACCACCACCACCACCACUACCACCACCACCACCACCACCAUGUCCUCCUCUUCCUCUUCCUCUUCAGCCGCCCAGCCCAUCUCCAAGGAGCGCCAGCGCAUGCGCAGCGAAGCCGAAGAGGCCCUCGCAGCCAACCCGGACCUGAACUGUCCCGGCUUCGAGUCCUCUCGCGUCUUUGCCCUCCUGGAUAAAUGGAUCCGUUCUCCCCCCGCAGGAGUCACCCGCAAAACUCUCCUCCGCAACGUCAAUACCGUUUUCCAAUUUGUGGUCCUACCUACGGAACCCAUCGAUGAGUCUAAUCCUCGAACUAGGCCGACGAAGAAGAGUAGUGGAGGUGCUCUGAGGCCUGCUUUGUGGUACGUGGACCUCAAGAGGACGGCUGGGAUCGCAAAGGGACAUCCGCCAAAGGGGAUCUUGGGAGUUAGGAAGAGGGCAGAUGUGGUCAUUGAGUGUACCGAUCGAGACUUACUGCACAUGGCACAGGGACAACAGCACCCCCAGAAGCUGUACAACGUCGGCAGGAUCAAGCUCAAGGGCGACAUCGACCGCGCCCUUCGCAUCGCCACUCUUCUCAACCAAGAGCGUUCCCGUCUAUUUGGUGUUCCCCCCGCACCUACGCCCAGUGCAAAUGAAUCCCUAAAGGCUCCUCCUGGUGGAGUAGAUGGAAAUUGGCAGAGGGAAGGUAAUGCAGAGGCUCAUUUGGAUUAUGGAAGUGGUGCGCCGGCUCCUGUGCCUGAUAGGGCAAAGCUUUGAGUGCGGGAAGGAGGGGCGGUCAGAUGGAGCGCUGACGGCGAGGGGAGGAUGGUCUGCAGAGCAUACGUGAGAGG